Dentiscutata erythropus is the source of this 360-nucleotide messenger RNA. The record is from the annotation of a GenBank genome assembly. NCBI's taxonomy places the organism in Eukaryota, Fungi, Glomeromycota, Glomeromycetes, Diversisporales, Gigasporaceae.
AUGUUUGAGAAAAAUUUUAAACCCGAUGAUAAUGACGAAGUGGAUACCAGCAAUAAUGAAGUGGACAAAAACAAUACAGACAGUAAUGUUGAACUCAGUAAUUGUGAAGGUAAAGAUGACACAACGAUUAGUAAAGAAGAAAAUAGAAUUAAAGUUGAAAAGAAAGCUCCAAUAGAAUCAAAAAUCGGCAGAUAUGGGAACCUCGCAUUGGACGAAGAGCCCAGUUACGAAAAGAUGGCUCUAAAAUUGAUUAAUACUCAUCUCAAUAAGCUUGAAGAUGCCAAUGAUGUUGAGAUUUGGUAUCCAUGUGACAACACGAUCCCUGAAGAUUUGUUGGGCCCGAUUGAUGGUGAAAAACCU